Molecule: messenger RNA, 858 nt
Organism: Pocillopora meandrina
Lineage: Eukaryota; Metazoa; Cnidaria; Anthozoa; Scleractinia; Pocilloporidae
Source: the annotation of a GenBank genome assembly
AUGCAUAUCCGAAUCCAAGCGCCCAACAAGAACGAGAACAGCUACGUGAACCGUAAAGGUUUCCACUCUAUCAAUGUCCAAGGCAUAUGUAACCACGAAGGUAAUCGAUGCUUUUAAAAUCAUUUCUUACAUCUUGGUAGACUGUUGCAUUUUCAGAUAACGUCUUAACCGUCAUGUAACACACAGUCAACUAUACCUGUCCCUUCAAGUAAGAUUACUCAAUAGCAGCAGGGGAUAGACACAAUUAAGUGAUCUACACUGAGUAGACUUGAAAAUUUUGUCACAUUCACACUGAUUGGCUGCAGUGAACGUUUCACUAUUGAAGUAAAAUCCCCUUGCAGAUUACCUUACAUGAUAUCAUUGUUUGCUUUUAUUUCAGGUUUGUUUACUAACAUUGUAGCUCGAUGGCCAGGAAGUACACAUGACAGCUUCAUGUUCAGGUCCUCAAAUCUAUGUAGCUACAUAGAGGAAAAUCAUCACUCACUGGAUGACGGAAUUCUCCCCGGGGACAGUGGGUAUGCAUUGCGCCCAUUUAUGAUGACCCCGUACAUCAACCCAAGCACCCCAGCUCAAGUUGCUUACAAUGAUGCUCAUUGUAAAACAAGGGUAAUCAUUGAACAAACUUUUGGCCACUGGAAACGUCGCUUUCAUGUUCUCCAUUCUGAAAUUCGUAUGGCUCCAGAAAAAGUGUGCAUCAUCAUUGGUGCAUGUGCUGUUUUGCACAAUAUCGCAAUUUUCCUCAGUGAGCCAAUGGAGGAUGGAGAUGUUGGUGGGGAAGCAAAUGAGGAUUAUGUGUACUGUGGUCCUAAUCAAGGACAAGCUGUCAGAAAUCACAUUACUCAAACCUAUUUCAGCUAG